This is a messenger RNA of Schistosoma mattheei, 3728 nucleotides long. The record is from the annotation of a GenBank genome assembly. Lineage: Eukaryota; Metazoa; Platyhelminthes; Trematoda; Strigeidida; Schistosomatidae.
GUUAAAUUUUUGUUGUUAUUCCAAGAUGUCUGAAUAAUUCGCAUAGUGUGACUAAUUUUCAAGAGAUAGAGACUUACCUACACUUUUUAAAUGGACUAUCUUUAGAUUCUGAAGGUUAACCUACCGGUUCAAAGUGGUUCGUCAUGAUCGGGAGGUUGUGUGUGUUUUCUCGGUUAGCUUGUCGGAGAGCUGUUUAUAUAUUCCGAGAGUUUUGUGCUGAGGCAGAACUCUUGGUAGAAGAUGGGAAUAAAUCAAGAAGUUGUAAACCUAUACGCCCUUUAUAUUUUGAUUUUCAAGCGUCUACACAACUGGAUCCUCGCGUCUUAGAUGCCAUGUUGCCGUUUUAUAUCAGUCAUUUUGGUAACCCUCAUUCACGCACACAUGAGUAUGGUUGGUAUUGCGAAGAAGCCAUUGAGAAAGCUAGAGAGAACGUAGCCAAUCAGAUAGGUGCUGACCAUAAAGAGAUCAUUUUCACCAGUGGUGCGACAGAAAGUAACAACUUAGCUGUAAAAGGUGUUGCUAAGUUUUACCACCCAAAGAAGAAGCAUAUUAUAACUACACAAAUCGAGCAUAAAUGUGUCUUGGAUUCCUGUAGAGUUUUGGAAAACAACGGGUUUGAUGUUACGUAUUUACCUGUUCAGAAAAACGGAAUUCUAGAUUUGGAGGUUCUGGAACGGUCUAUUAAGCCCGAAACGAGUUUAGUCUCUGUCAUAGCUGUUAAUAAUGAGAUAGGUGUCCUUCAGCCUAUCGAAGAAAUCGGAAGACUAUGUCGAAGUAAAGGGGUUUUCUUCCAUACUGAUGCUGCACAAGCUUUCGGAAAAGUGCCAAUUGACGUCAAUGCUAUGAAUAUUGAUCUCAUGUCCAUUAGUGGUCACAAGAUAUAUGGUCCCCAGGGGAUUGGUGCUCUCUACGUACGUCGUCGACCCAGGGUUCGAUUAGAAGCUCAGCAAAAUGGAGGUGGACAGGAACGUGGGUUAAGAUCUGGUACUCUUCCUACGGCCUUAGUUGUUGGCUUAGGUGAAGCAAGCCGUUUGGCCAGCGAGGAAAUGAAAUGUUAUUCAUUUUGUUUCUUUUAUUAGGCUGAGAUCUUGCUUUUCAAUAUCAGUUUUUCCAAUACCUUUUAAAGGUUUCUGUCACUCAGUUAAUUUAUCAUGAUUAACGUAAGUCACCCUAGUAUUGGUGAUACAAUUUCAUGUAAUUCUACCUAACACUAACACUGAGAUACUUUUGUAAAUGACUUUCGAAGUAUUAAUGAGAUUUUCAGACACCCCUCUUUAAGAUAGCUCCCAACCAAGGCCGUGUAUAACUAUUCAAGAUCAGUCAUAUUAUCCGGAAACAGUGAUUGUCAGCUUGAAAUAUCCAAAGUGGUUAAGGGUUUGAUGGAGUGUGAAAAGUGUUCAAUAAACCCACAACCUGAACAAAAACCAGUCCAUUUCCUGUGAAUCGGUUUUUGUUGCGUCCAGCACACUGGGAAGUGCAAUAAGAGACACACUUUUGGAAUCAUCUAUCAAAAAAUUCUACUUUAAUGUCUAUCACCUUUAUUUUCUAAGCUGUUUUUUUGGAAAUGUACACGAUAGUCGUCUCAUUUCAGAAUAACCUAGUACAGUUUGCCAUAUCUUCUAACUUAUCUGAAUGCUAUUUAAAUCAUAUGUUUUUUUGGGAUUUUAGUAGUUGAUGUUCCUUCCAAACUUUCGAUUCGUUAUAGAUAUCGAAAUUCACUGGAUAGUGAGCACAUGGAUAGAUUGAUCAAAAUUCGUCAUAACAUAGGACAGUUAAGAUGUCUUUUAAAUUGUUUCAUUUUGCUCUGUGUAGAUUUUCAAAGAAUGGUAGAGUGUUAUUGGGGCUCGUGCAUUCGGGUCAUCUAUUGUAGGAGCAGUUGUAUUCUAUCUAUUUAUUAUUUAUUUGAACACAUAAAUAUUGGUGCAAGAAUGCGCCAAAUAUGUAUGCGCCACACAAAACAUUGUUUUGUGCAGUUGUAUUCUCUAGUCCGAUUAUUGAUUUAUUCACCUAGAUUGCCUUUAUGGGACUAAUUACUUGUUAGUCAUCGACACAAUGAUCUUUCUUCGACUAUUUCCUCAAUGACAGUGAGAUAACAACCGAGAUGAAUAAUUAAAGCGUAUUGGUCUAGGAUACUGUUUUCUAUGCUCACUUGCCCGAUAGCUAGAAUAGAACAAGGUAGAUAAAUCACUGUAGAGUUCGAUUCAUAGCUCAAAGUAGCGUGAUAGCAUGCAUUAAUUUUCACUGCAGAUCAGCAUAAAUAAGGAAGCACAAUAUGUGCAUAACUACCCCUUAAGUGCGAUGGAACUAAGUAUUGGGUCCAUAAUUAUUUCGCCAUAAAUUUAGUAAGGUAAACAAAGGACUAUAACUGAUGUGCCACAUAAAAGCUUACAACCAGGAUAAUAUUAGGUACUAUCAUCCAAGCGCCUAAUAAUCAUGCAAUAAAAACAUAAACGAUAGUCCUUUAUAAGAGUCCCCAAAGUUCUACCUUCACAAUAUUCCCCUUAUUAUUAGCAGAAACAUGAAAUAUGUUCAUUGCAUACUUGAUCGAAGUUAGAAUAGUGGAAUAUAUAUCCCAAAAGAGUCUUCAUCCCUGCUCGCAAUCUUACCAUCAAUAACUAAUUUCAGUAUUAUGACUUGACCAGAAGUUGAUGCUUGCGCAUAUUAUAAUGUGCGCAACUCUGUUAACUAUCACAGUAUCAUAAAGUACGCAUUGGCAAUCCCAACGGACUGUCUUAUGUACAUUGUAAGCCUCAAGCUAGUACUACAAUAUUAUGUCUUUCCACUUAUUGUAUUUCAUAUCGUUCAUCCAGGUAAAUAACACUUAUUCUCGACUGGUCAUAAUAUGUAGUCCAGUUGACUUUGAGUCUUUCUAAAUUAUCACUAAUGCAGUAAUCUGACAUGUUUCUGGUCGUAAUUGGUUUCUUCUGUGCUGUAUAAGCUGUACAAUUAUGCAGUGUGGAUAGGUCAAUUUUAUUUUCUGUGUGAUAAUUCAUAUUAUUAUGGAUCGCAGCAAAUAUUAUGAUGUACUCAUUUGGUAUUUUUAUUCUUAUCCCAUGGGAUUGUAAGUGUAUAACUUUGUUUAGAGUCACAUGAACUCAUAGUAAUAAAACAUUAGGGAAAGUUUAACGAUAAUAAUAUGAAAUUGUUUUUAGGAUUAAAAACGUUAAUAUUAAUUGCAUGCGAUAUAAGUAGCACUGUUCAUGUCAUGUGAAGAAUACUCUAUUGAAUGGACUUUGUAAUCUAAUAUUAGUUAAACCUUUAGAUAACUUGUCCUACUCUGACUAAACAAUGCUCUAUUUCUGGAAGAACAUUUACGAAUGUAUCAGAGUGACAUAUUAAUAUUCACUUUUGCUUAAUUUUACCCAUCUUCCACCUGAAUAAUUAGUUCAGUGGCAGAACUGGAUAAUUUCUACUUUUUCUCAAUAGUAUUUUCUUAUGUCUGAAAUGAACAAUGUAAGUAGACGAGGUUAUGUCAACUCAACUAUAUUAACAAACACAAUUUUAUGUACAGCUUAUCAGUUGUCUUUUGAAAACAUUUCCAUCCAUAGUAAUUAGCUAUUUAACUUUUUAUCUGUUUUUCACUUAUUAACCUUUUUUGUACUGUGUUAUUAGUAACUAAAACCUGUCUUUUCGGAUAUCCAUCAUUUUUUCAAAACAUAAAUUCACUGAUACAAAGUUGUGCUUGCUUUUAAAAAUCAAUACAGGAUGAUUAUGAACAUGUUUCCAUG